AUGGGGAAAACGGAUUCAAUAAAUUUUAAACCAACUUAUGAUCAAAUAUUUAUAGAACCUGAAAUUCACUUCAAAGGUAUGGGAAUUAUUGACAUAAUAUGUGAGGAUUUAAACAAGUUAAAUUAUACAACCUUUAUCUUUAAAAUGGAUAAAUUGGAUUUAACGGAUGAGUUUUGCGAAGAAUUUCCUCACAACUUUAUUCCUACACCUGGAUACUGGAUAGAGUGUUCCCGACAAAAGAUAACUUCCGAUACCAUCUGGGAUGAAAGCGAGUCUGAGCACGAUAAUGAGAUACAAGAGGGAGAAGAAGACGAUGAGCUUCACACGGACGGGAUGGAUCAUGACAACGGGAUAUCGGCGUUUCGAAGGAAAGAUCGAAGUUGUAACGAUUUGUACGAGGAUGAUGAAGAUGACACCUCUUCUCCAAAGAAGAAAACCACGAUAGAAGAGCAAUGGGAAAAGAAUCAAGGAUUCGAACUUACUAGCGUGGAGCAAGAGACUUACGAAAAGUAUUUUUAUGGUACUGAACAUUGGAAUUACUUUACAAAUGAUGAGGAUCUAGGUCCAGUAAUUUUAUCUAUUAAACAAGAAACGCUUAACUCCAGGGAUCAAUUUAGAAUACUCGUUAGGGCAAUUAGCUAUACAGUCCACGGUUUAAUUCCAGCCAGUUGCGUAUUUGCAGAUCGAUAUAAUCGAGAGGAAGUAGUCCGAUCUUUAGGCAAGGAAGUCAACAUUAACCCACCCCUUAUUCUCGGACAACUUCCUGAUACACCCGAAGAAUUACUUAAACUGGAUCAGGUAUUUAUUAAAUCCGAACUUAAGGUUGGAGUGAUUUAUGUAAAAGAAGGACAGUACACCGAAGAAGAAAUCCUAGACAAUAAUGACAACUCAUUCCUUUUCGAAGAAUUUCUUCAAAUUAUGGGCGAAAAAGUCCGGUUACGUGGCUUCGAUAGAUACAAAGGGGGUUUGGACACCGUACACGAUUUAACAGGACUUUAUUCGGUAUAUACAAACUGGAGAAACAUUGAGAUAAUGUUUCAUGUUAGUACUUUAUUGCCAUAUGAAAGACACGACCCCCAAAAACUUCAAAGGAAAAGGCACAUUGGCAACGACAUUGUGUGUGUGGUUUUCUUGGAAGCAGAUAAUACUUCAUUCUCUCCAGCUUGUAUAAAAAGCCAUUUUUUACAUACUUUUAUAUUAGUUCGAACAUCCCCUCGGAUUAAGCGGAAACCGACACAUUAUGAGGUAUCUGUGGUGACAAGGGACGAAGUGGGAGCUUAUAAACCUUAUUUGUGGGAACAAAGUGUCUUUGAUAAGGGUCCGAUGUUCAGAGAAUGGUUGCUAACGAAAAUUGUUAAUGGAGAACGAGCCAGUUAUUCAGCUCCUAAAUUUGCUAGAAUGCAGGAGAGAACAAGAUCACAAAUGUUGGAGGAUAUUGUUGCCAAUUUGCAAAAUCAUGCGGAAACUGGACAAAUUCCGAAACCAUAUAGGCGAGGCUCUUGGAGACCAAUUGGACAUAUGAGACCGUCUUCACCUUUACUGGAUAGUGUUCGCGAUCAAUUUGAAGAUUAUGAUCAAAUUGCUAAAGACUUUACGAGAAUGUUUUUGAACAAUGAAUCUAAUACAUUAACAAAUGCACAAUUGUUUGAUGUGACUUUCCUUGUAGGUCAAUCAAAACAAAAGGUGAAAUUGGUGGGAGUUAGAGCAAUAUUAGGGGUUCGGAGUCGAGUCUUUCAGGAAAUGCUUUAUGGUAUUCAAACAGGAUUUGGAUCUCCGCAAGUCCCUGUAGCAGAACUUCUAGCUAGACCUGUUCCUACACUACUCAGUCCUCAACAAGCUCGACCUAAAAGUAGUAACUUCCUUCAGGUUCCAGACAUAGAAUCUCCGCGACCAAAGAGCGUACCUAGCUCUCCCAUGGUAAAACGGGCCUUCACAAGAUUAGGAACGAUUACAGCUGGUUGGGGUAGAUCUAUAAGAAAACACAAUGCUCAGCAGCUUUCUGCUGAGGACAAAAAGAAAUGGGCUAGCAGCCAAGACUGUUCAAAUAAAGACGGUAAAGACAAGGAUGGAAAGGAUAAACCUUCGUUGUCUCAACUGCCCGUUCCAAGGUUGAGCGUGUGUGCGGAUGCUCAGAAAGUGGAUAGAGCGAAACUUGCCCAGACUGAAUUUUCCAUUAUUGAAUUCGAUGCUGAGACGUUUCGAGUUCUUCUGGAUUAUCUUCAUACAGGGUCGUGUCCUCUUACAUGUUCCACCAUUCCCGGUCUUAUUUGUGCAGCUGAGCACUAUGAUUUACCGGAACUUCUGCAAGCAUGUUUUCACCACGCCAAACAGUUUUUAAGAAUAGAAGUUGUGUGUUGUAUGUUGUGUUCGUUAGAGAAUUAUUAUUGGAGGUAUACUUCGGCCUCUGAACUUGUUAAUAUGAUAUUAGCUUUUGUAGAAACGAGAGCUUCUACUUUAUUUCAAACUACCGAAUUUCUCAAUCUAAGCGAAUCGAUGGUGCAGAUGAUUAUGUGCAGGAAUCUGGAAGUAGCUGAAGUCCUGAAAUUCGAAGCUAUGCUGGCAUGGGCAAGGCACAAAAUUCGUACAAAGACUUCUAGUAAACUCGAUGCCAAGUUAGAAUUUAAGUGUAUAAUGGAAAGACUAGCUAGGGAUCUUAAGCUGUAUAGGAUAACUCCACAGGAGCUCAUCAAGGUUGUGUUACCAUCAAAAGCUAUCAAAAAUGAGCGAAUAUUGGAAACCUUAAUGUUCCAAGCCAAUUCUGGCAUGUACAGGAUACAAGAUUCCUAUUUGAAGGAAUGCACACAAAGACUGCAAAAACAAGACUCCCGAUUUUCAGAAAUGGAGUCUUUCGACUACAGCAACUAA
Diabrotica balteata is the source of this 2865-nucleotide messenger RNA. NCBI's taxonomy places the organism in Eukaryota, Metazoa, Arthropoda, Insecta, Coleoptera, Chrysomelidae. The record is from the annotation of a GenBank genome assembly.